UCUUGGAGAUGGAUGCAAUAGAAAACAAGAACGCCCCUGUUUCCAACUUACAAAAAGAGGAUGAUUCUUUGUUUGACUACCUCAAUAUUCUAUCUCCUUUAAAGACCAAAACGCGCGUUGAAGCUACUCUAACGUUGAACUCACUUGGCAUGGAUUAUUCACUUCUGGCAUCAAAGCCUAAAGUUUCGUCCGAAGAUGUAAAUAAAAUAUAUAGACAUGAAGAAGCUCUUACUGAUUCUACUCAUGGAUGUCAAUACUCACUUGGGCCAUCUAGUCAACAUAAAAAGAUCGAGCUUCCACAAUCUAUGCAAUAUAGUCCUUAUAGCUCCGAACAACGUCCUCUAAUUUCAACUGAAGAGGCUAACUGGGCUCUUGAAUUACUUGGCAUGCAAGUACCAAAUGGUACCAAUGUACAAGACGAUUCUAUGAAAGAUUCAGUUGAGUGUGGAACAUAUAUUCCGGAAGUAGGUUCGGUUCAGGCAAACAUUGAAGGAGCGGAUUGUGAUUCUAAUCACUUAAGUAGUAUAACACAAUUAAUGAAUCUGCCGCCACAAUCUAACACUAGCAGUAAUUAUAAAAUGCAAAAUGUUGAACAUGUUGCUUCUAGUUCAAAACAUGAAAUUGAAUAUAAUCCUUCUGAACCUAUAGCUGCAACAGACAUAAAUCAAACCCCGAACAAUCUUGCCAAUGUUGCUUUAAUGGAUAGCAAUCCAAUUGCGAGAGGGAUCGAUGAGCUUGCAAGUAUUAAACGCAGUAUAACGAGGUCCUGUCUAAACUAUCAGCCUGAGAUGACCAGUUUGCAAAUGAAUGCUAUCAAUGAAAACCCAUUGCUUCAUAGAAAAAACACUAGUUAUUCACAAAUGUGUGUUUUGCCAAGAAAUGAUAUUUACUUAAAUGAAAAGAUGUCUUCUGGAAGGAAACCUGAAUCACCGAGCUGUACUUCUUCUUUGCAUCUUUCUGCAAGGCAAGGCCAUCACCUAUCGCCGGUCCCUGCACCAAUGGAAAGACAUUUGGUGCCAUCUGAGAAUGAUGAUUUCACCAAGUCAUCAGUUCACAUUCCUGGUGAAGAUUUCUGUCGGAGUACCCCCGACCUGAUGAGUAGAGUGCAAUUUAACGACCUAACGAAUAAACUAUUGGAUGAAAACAUGAAAAUGACGUCAAAAGUGCAUAGUAAAGAUUCGAUUGGUCUAAUUUCUUCUGGCUCAGAACAUGAAAUGGAGGAGGAAAGUGUUGAUUUCUGUCAGAAUAUCCCCAAAAGGAAGAGGAAAAGGUCCGAUCUAACUAGGGAAGGAGGGGCAUGCAGAAGCUGUAAAUGUAAAAAAUCAAGGUGUUUGAAAAAUUAUUGUGAGUGCUUUGCUGCUGGAGCCUACUGCAUAGGACCUUGCUCAUGUAUAGACUGCUCGAAUAAAGGAGAUAAUGAAGAUACAGUUCUGCAAGCUCGCAGGAAUAAUGAUUCUAAAGUCGUAACAAGUGCUAAUUCCUCACCUCAAUUUGAGGGGGACCCUAACAUAACUUUAGCUUCAAAGCCAAAGCUACAGAAAAGACUAUGUAAUUGCAAUAAAUCAGGUUGCCAAAGGAAAUAUUGCGCAUGCUUUAAGGAUGGUGUUGGUUGCUCUCCAAUUUGUAAAUGUCAAGGGUGCAAAAAUAUACAUGGUAGAAAGGAUAGUACAGCUGAAACAAAAUCUGAGCUUGAAGAAACAAAAACAUUACAAGUUUCCAGAACAUUUCCUCCAUUACCAUAUUCAUCGAUGGGAAUGUCGCCUCAAAUAUUGUGUUCUGAAUUGUUCGGCAGCCAAAACCAGGAGCUUGUGGAAUCAAAUGCUACUGGAUCAAUAACUAUUCCAGAUGAUGUAAAUUGCAUCAAUACUUCUUCUAUUGGCAAGUGGAUAUGCAUUUCUAAUCCUGGAUGCGAAAAUGGCGUUGAAUCAUCACCUACUCGAAGUGGUGGCCAGAACUCGACAUUAGAAUGAGGGAAAUUUUGUUUUUCUUUUGAUACUAUAUGCUUAGGUUUCUCUCUGUAUAUGAUUCAGGUCUUCUUUUUCUUACUUUUUCAAAUCUUAUUUUGUUAUAGUCUGUGCAUUGAUUCCACAAUGCACAACUUCAAUUGUUAACAUGAACUAAUUUUAAUGUUACUUAAAAAACUAU
Messenger RNA from Trifolium pratense (red clover), 2145 nucleotides. Its product is annotated as protein tesmin/TSO1-like CXC 3. NCBI's taxonomy places the organism in Eukaryota, Viridiplantae, Streptophyta, Magnoliopsida, Fabales, Fabaceae. The transcript is spliced from 8 exons. Gene Ontology annotation, molecular function: DNA-binding transcription factor activity. The record is from RefSeq and is a predicted model, not a curated record. Bases 9 to 1970 code for a protein of 653 amino acids.